This is a messenger RNA of Anolis sagrei ordinatus, 1965 nucleotides long. It is a transcript of the gene DONSON, whose product is annotated as DNA replication fork stabilization factor DONSON. The record is from RefSeq and is a predicted model, not a curated record. NCBI's taxonomy places the organism in Eukaryota, Metazoa, Chordata, Lepidosauria, Squamata, Anolidae. Gene Ontology annotation, biological process: nuclear DNA replication. Gene Ontology annotation, cellular component: nucleus.
CCACUCUUCCAAGGCGCGCAAUUCGCUUUGUCCAUUAGUGAUCGCCCGUCGCUCUGUGAGGAUGUGCUCCGUGGUGCCGGGCUACUCGCCGGGGUUCAAGAGGCCCCCGGAGACGCUGCGCCUGAAGAGGAAGAGGCCGCGGAGGGGAAGCAGCAGGAACGAGGAGGCGCCCGGCCUCUCCCCGGAGGGCUGUGCCCCGCUGUCCCCGCGGCCUUUCCCCGGGAGCGGAAGAGGCCGGCCCAGGAACCCCUUCCUCAACUUGGGCAACACCCCGCGGCCUCCGCAGGCCAGGAAGAGAGAGGCCGCGGUGGGAGGAAAGUUUCUGAAUGGUCUUGAAGAGGACAGGUCUUCUCAGAAAGAAAACUAUUCUGAAGCGGCUGCUGUGGACACUUCCAUCAAGGACACCCCAUCUGUAGCCACUUCCAAUGCCGAUGUUCCUUCCUUCCCAAGUUUUGAAUUCCCUGCGGAUUGGAGUAUUAAAACCCGCCUUUUAUUUACGUCUUCUCGGUCGUUUGCAUGGGCAGAUCACAUAAAAGCCCAAGAAGAAUCCCAAGGAUAUGUCCAACAUUGUAGAUCAACAUUUACAAACCUUCCUCAAAGCAUUCAGGAACCCAAACUCUCUACAGACCUCCGAUGUGCUUUCCAGCAAAGUCUUGUGUAUUGGCUUCAUCCAUUCCUGCCAUGGCUGCACCUGUUUCCUCGCAUUGGAGCAGAUAGGAAAAUGGCCGGAAAAAAUAAUCCUUGGUCCUAUGACGAAGGCCUCCAACAAACUCUCAUGAGUGAAUGGUCUCUCAGUUUUACCUCUCUCUAUAAUCUGUUGAGAGCCAAGCUGUGUCCCUAUUUCUACGUUUGCACUUACCAGUUUACGGUGCUCUUUCGUGCAGCAGGGCUUGGUGGGAGCGAUGUAAUCACUGCAUUAAUUUCUCCUACAACCAGAGGCUUAAGGGAAGCCAUGAAAAGUGAAGGCAUUGAAUUUUAUAUGCCAUUCCAAGAAAUCAGAAAAGGAAAAUCAAAUUCUUCAUCAUCUCAUCUGGAAUCAGAAUUUGAUAAUGAUUCUGAAGGAACAGGCAAAAAUGCAGAGAAUGAAGAGGAGCAACAGCUUAGUUGUGGUAAUGAUGAAGAUGACGACGACGAAGGAUUUUUAUGGCUGGAAGAGAUGGGAGUUCAAGACAAAAUAAAAAAGCCUGAUACAAUUUCUAUCCAACUCAAUAAAGAGAGACAUGAAGUACAGCUGGAUCACAAACCUGAGUCUGUGGUGUUAGUGAAAGGAACGAACACAUUCACCUUGCUGAACUUUUUGAUGAACUGUAAGAGUUUAGUGGCUUCUGCUGGUCCUCAGGCUGGUCUCCCUCCAACACUGCUCUCCCCAGUUGCUUUCAGAGGGGCGACGAUGCAGAUGCUCAAGGCCCGAAGCAUAAGCAUAAAAGCUCAAGUGAAUUCACAUUACAAAGAUGCAUUUAGUUUGGAGAUUGUGGGUCCUGUCAUGCCUCAUUCGCUACAUUCGUUGUGCAUGCUGCUGCAGUCUUCUCAGAAUGGAUCUUUCUCUGCUGUGUGUUAUUCGCAUGAGCCGACAGCAGUCUUCAACGUGGGCAUCGGCAAUGAGAAGAAGAUAAAGGAGGAAUCGCUUGGCAAAGACCUUUGCAACUGCGGAAUACACCCUGACGCUUUGAGUCAACUUGCUCUUUCUCCAACAUUAGGAAAGUCUUCUAUCCGGACCCUUGAAGUUAGUGAUUACACCUACACGUGGAAAGUCUAAUUGGUCAAUGAACGAUUGCUGUCUAGUGUUUCCUGAAAUAGUUUCUGCUGCUGUUUCUAGAACAUUUGGUAAUGUGCAAAACUUGAAAAACUAUCCCAUUGGUGAGCUUUCUGUAACCUGACUUGAAGCUGUUCUGUAUGGUUAAUCUUUACAGCUCUUGUUUUUAAAUUUUAACCAGAUUUUAAAUUAAACUUUAUAUUACAAACAAA